Messenger RNA from Nylanderia fulva, 1906 nucleotides. RefSeq names its product carbonic anhydrase 1 (gene CAH1). Lineage: Eukaryota; Metazoa; Arthropoda; Insecta; Hymenoptera; Formicidae. Gene Ontology annotation, molecular function: carbonate dehydratase activity; zinc ion binding. Gene Ontology annotation, cellular component: cytoplasm. The record is from RefSeq and is a predicted model, not a curated record.
GAGUAGGGCGCGUAGCUUAUACCGGUUCCCCGAUCGCGAAGAAAAACAGACGCGGGGGAAACUGACGAUUGUUCGGCCAGGGAAAGUAACGUGAUUAGUAUCUUUGUGAAACAGACGUGCUCGUAAAAAAAAAAAAGAAAUUAAAGAGAUUCUUCUUUUCGCAUGCGACAAAGUUUGCGAAAAUUCUCGAGUCGAAUCGAGCGCAAAUUUUUCGCUAUUUUGAAAUCCCACGACGCGAUUUAGUGGAAAUCGAGUGAGAUUAAUUCGAUUAAUUCGUUUCGACACAAAAGUUUGGCGGAAACGGACAAGACGAGCGGGUGUAAACUCUACUCGGAUCUCAAUUUCGCGGACCUCAAUUUCCUGUAAAUAGGCUGUGUACGCAAUGGGCUCGAAGGACGAGUGGGACUAUUCUAUUCAGAAUGGACCCAGCACGUGGGUGACAAAAUUUCCCAUGGCUGCCGGCUCUAGGCAAAGCCCGGUGAAUAUCGAAACGAAAAGGGCGGAAUCCGAUCACGAGGCUCUAAGCAGCAAACCGCUGCGUUGGAAGUAUCCGGCUACAGCUUCCCGAAAAUUGGUCAAUCCUGGCUAUUGUUGGCGGGUGGAUACUGCGGGCGAAGGCACAUUUUUGAGCGGUGGACCGUUGAUGGAUGACGUCUACAAAUUGGAGCAGUAUCACUGUCACUGGGGAUGCAGCGAUUCCAGGGGAUCCGAACAUACGGUGGACGGACAAGCUUUCGCCGGGGAGCUGCAUCUGGUGCACUGGAACACCAGCAAAUACAAGACUUUUGGUGAAGCUGCGAAAGCUUCCGAUGGUCUAGCAGUUCUGGGGGUCUUUCUUAAGGUCGGCAAAACCCAUGAGGAAAUGGACAAGAUCGCGCGCCUGCUACCAUAUGUCUCGCACAAGGACGAGGUCUUGGAAAUUACGGAACCUAUUGACCCUGGUAAACUUCUUCCCGACGAUAACGGCUACUGGACGUACUUGGGCUCGCUGACGACGCCGCCGUGUAACGAGAGCGUCACUUGGAUCCUCUUCAAAAAGUACAUCGAGGUGUCCCAUCAUCAAUUGAACAUUUUCCGCAAUCUGCGAAAGUUUCCUCGCGGCGAGGAGUGUCCGUGUCACGAGAAUCACGGAGCGGUGAUCAACAAUUUCCGUCCACCGAUGCCCCUGGGAAAUCGCGUCCUGCGGGAGUGUGGUAGCUUCUAAGGUUUGUCUGUCUGUUUCUCUGUCUUUUUUUCUCUUUAUCUGGGAAAAGAGAAAGCAGGAUGAUCCAUCGAGCUCCUCUUCGUUUCUUGCGGAUCAUCCGACCCCGAAACGAUGAUUAAUACUAGUCGUCAUCGAAUGACAGCGUUCAACGUGCCUUUGGAUUAAUUAACGAAUAUAUACUCGCGUUUUACGAUUCGCGAGUUUUCCCCAGCUUUUGUUGUUUCCUCGUAAUUCAGUUGCAUCGCACGCAUAAUCCAUUCAAUUUUAUGUUGAGAAACGAAUUUUCACGGUGAGAAGAAAAUUCUACUGUCAUUCUACAGAAAUAAAUUAAAAAUAUCUGAUAGAGCUCUUUAGCUCUCCUACGGCGAUGUAUAUCCUAUAUUAUUCGACGUGAUAAGUUGUAGCUCGUAGAAUGUAGAACGUCAUUAUCGAACAUAUCUUGAAACUUUGUACAGUGUACUCGUAAAACAGAAGCACUGUUUAUAUACGAAAAUUGCAUCAUGAUCUUCUUUGUUGAAAUGUCAAACAUUGGUGUCCAUGUUUUAGAAGAUAUCUUGUAUAGACAUAUGUUACAUUGCUGGGCCUAUCGAGAUACUAUAUUUUAAAUAUAAAUUAUUUCUGAUCAACCGGAUAUUUCUUGACGGAAAUGCGAGGCAUCAACAAAAUGUAUUUUCAAAAAAGAUAAAUUCGUUACACAGGUAA